Messenger RNA from Tribolium madens (black flour beetle), 3990 nucleotides. RefSeq lists its product as uncharacterized. Bases 309 to 1796 code for a protein of 495 amino acids. Lineage: Eukaryota; Metazoa; Arthropoda; Insecta; Coleoptera; Tenebrionidae. Gene Ontology annotation, molecular function: protein binding. The record is from RefSeq and is a predicted model, not a curated record. The transcript is spliced from 3 exons.
UUAAAAUUCAAGUUUCGAAGUAUUUUUAUUAGACAUCAAUUAUUUUGUCAGUUUUGAUUCAAGUUAAACGGACUUUGUGUAAAAGCUACCAUGAGACACAUUUGGUACGUUUAGGGCUCAUAUAUAUCGUUCACGGUGCCACCAAACCUAACCUCACUUUUUCCAAAUAUGAAAUAAACAUAGAAUUGACUUGCUCGUGUUAGUGAACAAAGACCAGCCCCUCCCUGUGUUCGAUAAAAGACAACAGGGCAUUAGUUGGCACCUUGGACGCAGUUAAAGCACCGGUUGGUAUCUCUAAAUGCAAAAAAAUGUCCAACAGUAGCAGUAGUGAGGAGGAACUCUAUGAUAUCGACUGGGAUGCUUCAGGUUUUGAUGUUUUUGAUUUUUUGGACCCGUUAGUUUUGUCGCCCCAAAUUCAGGCAGUUUUGCAAAAUGAUCUCGUUGAGCUUUCUCGCCUUUUGCAAGAAGGAAAAUCGGUCAAUGUCAAUGAUAACAGGGGUAACACUCCUCUUCACCAUGCCAUUGAAUUACAAUUAACAUCAGUCUUUGACUAUUUAAUCGAAGUCGAGGAUAUUCGACUCGAUGCCGUUAAUUUCAUAGGUGAAACCCCCUUAUUACUCGCCGUGAGGUCUAGUAAUUUGUAUUACAUUCACAAAUUGUUACAAAAGGGGGCUGACCCCAAUUUUUCGUCUCCUGACAGAGACUUUUAUUUACACAAAAUUAGAGAUGUUGCCAUUACGCGUUUGUUUUUGGAACAUGGAGCUGAUAUCGACGUCCAGGAUGGGAGCGGUUGUACUCCUUUGUUUAAUGCUUGUGAAAGGUGGGAUGAAGAGUUGGUGCAUAUGUAUAUAUACUAUGGGGCUGAUGUUACGAUUACAAAUUAUUUGGGAUUUUUGCCUUUUGAUGUUUGCCCAGAGAAUGUUGAGAAUCUUUUUUAUUUAACUUUUGAUCAAUACACUGAAAUCAGUUUGGUCACUUUGUGUCAUGUAAUAACGAAAAAAUCUCCGUAUCUUAACACAAUUGUUAAGCUUACAAAAAAUACGGUGUACACUAAAAAACAAAUGAAAGAAUUGUGGGAGAUUUUAAGUUCACCGUACUAUUUUUCCAAAUUAAUACGUCCCGAAGUGAGCCAUGAAUUGUUAUCAAUGCAAAUCUGUUUAAUGAAUUGUGAAACACAAACCCCUGAAAUACACACUUUUGAAGAUAUUUUUUUGAUUAUUUUAUUUGAAUGUAUUAAGGAAGAUUUUCAUUUGGAAUUGGAAUAUCUCUGCCACACGUUUCCACCAGAUGUUUUAACUAAAUUUGUUUGUUAUUCCGCAAGUUACGGAACAGAAGUCACUCCCCGAUGCUUGAAUCUAAUUUAUUAUGAAUUUGGUUUUUGCGAAUUGUAUCGAUUCUUAUUGCAUUUUGCCAAAAUUGAAUACAAUUGUUACUCCAAUAGAUACUGGGGAAGGAAUUUUAUGCCCUCUUUAACCUACAUUCUUAAUUUAAAUAUCAAUAUGCUCGAGAAAUUACAGGAAGACGAUCUUGACGAAGAGUGUUUCGCACGAUUGUCGAAAUUUUUUAAUCUUGUCAAAUUCCAAGAUAAGUUUCCAAGUUUUUUCGAAAAGUUUAAACUAGGAGAAUCUUCAGCAGUGCCUUCUUUGGUCGAACUGAGUCGAAAUUCUGCUCGCCAAUUUAUCAUCUCCAAGUUUAAUGUGAAGAAAACUGUACAGUUUUUUACUGUUGUGCACCACAUUCCUAUUCCUAAUAUUGUGAAACAAAUUAUCACUUAUGAGAAAGAAAUUUAUGCUUAAGUUUUGUUGUUUCUUGUGACGUAUUAAAUAAAUUUAUGUUUUUUAUAUUGAAAAUGUAUCUUUCUUAUUUGGUGUUAUCGGUUGUAGUCACAAAAAAUUUGACAAUAAUCACAAAAAUUUGCUCGUAGUUUAAAAAGAGUAAAAAAUGGAGCAGAGUCACAAAAAAUUGAGCAAAAACUGGUUGUGGCCACAAAAAGUUAAUCAAAAAACCGGUUGUGGUCGCAAAAAAUUCAACAAAAAACCGCUUUUCAAAAAUGAAAAAAUUCUCUGGGGUAACAAAAACUGAAAAAAAAAUUCAAGACAAAAAUUACGAAAAUCCGCUCGCCGACUAAAGAGAUUAAUAAUUGUCCGAGGUUACAAAAAAAAAACUAGAGCAAGGUCACGAAAAAUGAUCAAAUAUUCGGUUAUAGUCGCAAAAAAUCGGUUGUGGUCACAAAAAAUUUGACAAAAAACCGUUUGGCAAAAAUCAUAAAAAUUCGCUGGUAGUUUAAAGAGAUUAAAAUUGAUCGAAAAUACAAAAAAAUGGAGCAAAGUCACAAAAAAUUGAGCAAAAAACUGGUUGUGGCCACAAAAAGUUAAGCAAAAAACCGGUUAUGGUCGCAAAAAAUUCAACAAAAAAACACUACAAAAAUGCAAAAAUUCUUUCCCGGUGGAGAUUAAAAAUUGUCUGAAGUGUCACAAAAACUGAGAAAAAAAUUCAACAAAAAACCGUUUGGCAAAAAUAACAAAAAUACGCUGGCCGUCUAAAGAAAUUAAAAUUUGUCCGAGGUUACAAAAAAACCUAGCAAAAACUAGAGCAAGGUUACAAAAAAUGACCAAAUAUUCGGUUAUAGACGAAAAAAAUCGAUUGUGGUCACAAAAAAAUUGACAAAAAACACUUUGUCAAAAAUCACAAAAAUUCGCUCGUAGUUUAAAGAAAUUAAAAAUUGUUCGAAAACACAAAAAAAUGGAGCAAAGUCACAAAAAAUUGAGCAAAAAACCGGUUGUGGCCACAAAAAGUUAAGCAAAAAACCACUUUUUUGUCCAAGGUUACAAAAAAAACUAGCAAAAACUAGAGCAAGGUCACAAAAACUGAGAAAAUAUUCGGUAAUAGUCACAAAAAAUCGGUUGUGGUCACAAAAAAUUCAACAAAAAACCGCUUUUCAAAGAUGCAAAAAUUCUCUCGUGAGAUUAAAAAUUGUCUGGGGUCAAAAACAGAGAAAGAAUUUAACAAAAAACCGAUUGUCAAGAAUUUGAUUAAAAAUUGUCCGAGUCGCCAAAAAAAAUUGAGGAAAAAAAAAUAGUUGUGGUCGCAAAAAAUACAAAACCCAGAUUGAUUUAAUGAAUUUAUUUGCAGCAAACGUCGUUACGACAAAUCAAGGUACAUAAAAGAGUUACAUAAUGUAUAUACAAAGAACACUUAAUAAUUGUAUGAAUUAAUAGGUACUUAAAAUAAAAAGCUUUUGAAUAAAGAGUUAAAUAAUGUAAUUGUAAUUUGUAACACAUUACACUUAAUGAAUAUUUGUAUCACUCAGAUCGUCCUAAGAAGGCCAUAGAUUCGUCUGGAGAAGUUAAAUACCAGACGCUGAUUACAUCUAAUACAGAAGAAUUAUUCUAUGUACAAAAUAAAAACUUAAUGUAAUGGGAUACUAAACUUUAGUAAUACAUAUUGCAGUUGUACAAACUUAAAAAAAUUUGAACAGAGUAAUAUAGAAAUCUACAUUAUUAACAAUAUCCUCAGGAAACUCUGCUCGCCUUACAAACUAAUAAAUACUUUGUUAUGUACACUUAGUAAAUAAUUUAAUUUCUGAAACAGAAUUUUUGGGGAAUGUUAACUUUGGUAUCAUUUUGUUGGUAAAGUUGUAUUAUAACUAAACAAGACAAUAUUAAUAAAUAUUUAAAAAACUAAACAAUUCUUCAAAGAGAAAAGAAAAAGGCCCAACUCCCUCACUGAGCAAGUUCGUUGUUCAUUCAGUAUUGCAGCAACGAAAGAAAAAAAAUCCCUAAACGAAACAAAAACCAGAUAUCACAAGGCAGUGAAGAAUACGUAUUUCGUGUUGAUGCUAUGUGUAAGUAAGUAUGUGCAAACAUCUAAUUGACACCGUUUACAUAUCGUCUAUGUAAAGAUUUGAGAAGAAAACAGAAAUUAUUUUAAAUAUUAAAAUAAUAACCGCAACAGAAACGCAAUAACAAUUCAUUAUUAAACCGGAGACCG